CUGCCUGCAGGACACAGCGUGUUUGGAGGCAGAUACAGCACCGGACACAGAACAGCUCUGUUAUCAGAAGCCUGGAAAGAGGAGUUGAAAGAUCUGUCUGCAAAAGUCAGCGUUUCUACACCGGACAAAAAGGACAUGAAAGAUGAGAAUGAAGAGGAGGGUCUAGGACUGAUCCGGAGGAAGACCCAAUACUCUGCCAAGACAGGGAGGAUCAUCCCUCCCUCCUCCCAGGCUUAUAAGCGUCGCCACCAGGUUCAGACCCACCGUCACCCCCCUGCCCAGGCUCUACAUCAGCAGGAACUUAUGGUGCUGGAGCUGCUGUGUCAAAUCCUUCAGACUGACUCCUUAUCAUUGGUCCAGCAGUGGCUGCUGCUCGCGGGCCAGAGGGAGAAGGACAUGGUGAUGGGGUUGAUUCAACAGGCCAUGAAGGACAGUGUCUUCCUAAGGCAGCAGAGUAUGACUGAGUGCGAGGUACCCAGAUGCCAUCCACGCACCUCUCUGUCGGGCCGGGAACUUACUAGCUGUGGACAUGCAAAACUAAGACUUCAUACCAGUUCAUCCCAACUUCAGCUGCCAAUCAGCAAGGAGGAUAAACCAGAGAUGAUUGGAGAUGCAGAGGUACUUGAGGUCCAUGCAGAAAGCCUGAAACCUCCCGAAACCAAGCAGCACAUUUCCCAGGAUGAUCAGAACGACCAGUGUGAUCAGAAUGAUUAGACUUCCUUAGUGUAAUGCUUCUGUUCUCAUCAUUUAAUGUAGUUCGUAGGAAGCCUGUUUCUGUAUCCAGAAACAUUCUCUGACUAGUUAUUCUGUAUGAUGUAACACUGUUGUCAUGGUUAGAUCAUGGUUAGAUCAUGGUUGGUCAUGGUUAGAUCAUGGUUAGAUCAUGGUUAGAUCAUGGUUAGGUCAUGGUUAUAUCAUGGUUGGUACAGGACUGGUAAGAUCAUGGUUGGCUAUGCUUAGUGUAAUGCUUCUGUUCUCAUCAUUUAAUGUAGUUCGUAGGAAGCCUGUUUCUGUAUCCAGAAUGAUGUAACACUGUUGUCAUGGUUCAAUUCUGAGCCAAUUAAAUCAGAUUAUUGUCCCACUUUUUUCCCGAUUUUAUUAGCUUGGCAUAUUUUCUGUAAGGUGAUGUAUGACCACAAUGUGUUUAGAUGCUUGAGACAGUGAGACAUGCAAUGCCAGGCUAGGUUUAAGAGCUAUCUGGAUAAUGACUCACAAUUAUCUUUUGAUUAUAUCUCUAAUUUAGAUAGCAAUAAAAAAAAGGCAUUAUUGAACUAUGCAGGUGUCCAAUACGUGUCAUUGUAGCUAUCCUCGUCCCCAGAUUUCUAUACAUUUGAAUCAUUGGUCAAUUGUCCAGCAGAAAUAUGACUUCAGCUUUCAACCCAACCUCUCCGAAAGAAACACAUACUGUAGAGGUGUGUUAGGCUGCCUCACUUAGAGCCCAGAGAGCUGUUGUCUAAUAGAGACAGUAGAUCUAGCUGGCCUGUCAUUAUAUAAUAGAGAUAGCAGAUAUAGCUGAUCUGUCAUAA
Oncorhynchus gorbuscha (pink salmon) is the source of this 1526-nucleotide messenger RNA. Its product is annotated as protein TBATA-like. The transcript is spliced from 7 exons. NCBI's taxonomy places the organism in Eukaryota, Metazoa, Chordata, Actinopteri, Salmoniformes, Salmonidae. The record is from RefSeq and is a predicted model, not a curated record. Bases 136 to 714 code for a protein of 192 amino acids.